Parnassius apollo (apollo) is the source of this 1194-nucleotide messenger RNA. Lineage: Eukaryota; Metazoa; Arthropoda; Insecta; Lepidoptera; Papilionidae. The record is from the annotation of a GenBank genome assembly.
AUGGUGGGAGUGGGAGUGGUGGAAAGCGGCGGGGGCGGCGCACCCGACGGGUACUACGGCGACUAUUACCCACCCGAGUACUACGUGCCGCCCGAGAUGUGCCAACACCCGCAACAGCAUGCGCAGCACGCGCACAUGUGCACAGUGCACACUGAAUACGGUGGUAUGCCAGUUGUGACAUCGGCCACAAUGAUGCCAGCAAUGAUGCCACCGGUGUUAGACGAGGGGCUUCGACAUUACCUGGUAGCACACCCUCACGCGCAGCAUCCGCACCAUGCGCCUCAUCACCAGCCUCCACACCACCAGCCACCGCCGCACCACCAACCACCGCACCAUCAACCACCACACCAUUAUGGACCACCAACAAAUGGUGCGGGCGGUCCACAACAUUUCUAUGGUGCUGGCUACCCAACUCAUUUCCAUCAUGUGCCUCCUCAUCACAUGCAGCAUUCUCCACCACCACCAGUCUACCAAAAGGAUGAAAGAACUCAACGCCAAUAUUCAAAACUUAAACAAAAAUUGGAGCGCAAACACACAAGUAGAAAUAAUGGUGUAGAAAUCAAUUCUGGCGAAAGUACACCUUCGUUAUCACCACGUAAAGAGCUUAAUGGCAGAAAUGGCGGUAGUGGUGGCGCUUCUUCAGGCGCCUGGUCGGAAGGAGAAGGUUCUUCGGCAGGAGCUUCUGUACAGGGUGAUGAUGAUAGUGAUACACAAGCAUUUCUUGAUCUACUAUCUGCUACGAGAACCCCACAGGUUAGCGACAUAACUCCUACCAGUGCUUUGGUGCAAUGGAACUCACCAUUGCCUGAAGGAGUUUCAUUGCCGAAUGUGGAAUUGACUUAUGAUUUACUUUUGGGCGACAGAGGUCGAUAUAAAGCUAUUUACAGUGGACCAUCAUUAUCAUGCAGGGUACGGGACCUGAGGCCGGGGUGCGAGUACUCAGUGUGCCUGCAGAUCCGCGCGGGCGAGCAGACGGGCGCGGCCAGCGAGGCGGCGACGUUCCGCGCGCCCGCCGCGCCGCCGGCGCGCAUGGCGCCUGCGCGCGUCGCCAGCCGCGCGCGCUCUUCGCUACUGUUGCGCUGGGCGCCGCCCGCCGACAACGGCGCCCGCCUGCUGCACUACCUGCUCGAGAUGGACGCCGGCGAGGGCUUCGCCGAGAUCUCGCGCCCCCCGCACCCGCCAGCACACCGUUAA